AUGGCCCUGAUAAAUGAAUUGGAUCCUUUCUAUUUAUUUGAUUCACAUGCCAGAGACUUUCGUGGCAUGCCCAACCCUAAUGGCACGGCUGUUGUCAUGAAAUUUACUAAUAUUAUUGGUUUAGAGCAAUAUUUGUGUUCUGUUUCGCUGAAACUACAUACAAAUUUAUUUGAAAUUGUUCCUGUGCAAUUAAAUAAAUGUAUAGCUUCCAACAAAAAAAGAAAGCAGUGUGAGGAAACUGACAUUGACAGACAAGCUAGACUUCAAAAAGCUAGUGAGACUAAAAAAAGAAAGUGUUUAGAAGAAACUAACAAUGAACGACAAAUUAGACAUCAAAAGGAUAGUGAGUCUAAAAAAAGAAAGCGGUCAGAGGAAACUGACACCAACAGAGAAAUGAGGCUUGAGAAAGAUAGACUUAAUAAAAAACAAAAGCGGGCAAAAAAAGUGUCAGCCUGA
Molecule: messenger RNA, 456 nt
Organism: Paramuricea clavata
Lineage: Eukaryota; Metazoa; Cnidaria; Anthozoa; Malacalcyonacea; Plexauridae
Source: the annotation of a GenBank genome assembly